AGAGCCAGGUACACAUGAAACAACAGCCAUCAAUACAGCUACCACAGAUACAGGUACCAAAGAGCCAGGUACACAUGAAACAACAGCCAUCAAUACAGCUACCACAGAUACAGGUACCAAAGAGCCAGGUACACAUGAAACAACAGCCAUCAAUACAGCUACCACAGAUACAGGUACCAAAGAGCCAGGUACACAUGAAACAACAGCCAUCAAUACAGUUACCACAGAUACAGUUACCAAAGAGCCAGGUACACAUGAAACAACAGCCAUCAAUACAGCUACCACAGAUACAGGUACCAAAGAGCCAGGUACACAUGAAACAACAGCCAUCAAUACAGCUACCACAGAUACAGGUACCAAAGAGCCAGGUACACAUGAAACAACAGCCAUCAAUACAGCUACCACAGAUACAGGUACCAAAGAGCCAGGUACACAUGAAACAACAGCCAUCAAUACAGCUACCACAGAUACAGGUACCAAAGAGCCAGGUACACAUGAAACAACAGCCAUCAAUACAGCUACCACAGAUACAGGUACCAAAGAGCCAGGUACACAUGAAACAACAGCCAUCAAUACAGCCACCACAGAUACAGGUACCAAAGAGCCAGGUACACAUGAAACAACAGCCAUCAAUACAGGUACCAAAGAGCCAGGUACACAUGAAACAACAGCCAUCAAUACAGGUACCACAGAUACAGGUACCAAAGAGCCAGGUACACAUGAAACAACAGCCAUCAAUACAGGUACCACAGAUACAGGUACCAAAGAGCCAGGUACACAUGAAACAACAGCCAUCAAUACAGGUACCACAGAUACAGGUACCAAAGAGCCAGGUACACAUGAAACAACAGCCAUCAAUACAGGUACCAAAGAGCCAGGUACACAUGAAACAACAGCCAUCAAUACAGCUACCACAGAUACAGGUACCAAAGAGCCAGGUACACAUGAAACAACAGCCAUCAAUACAGCUACCACAGAUACAGUUACCAAAGAGCCAGGUACACAUGAAACAACAGCCAUCAAUACAGGUACCAAAGAGCCAGGUACACAUGAAACAACAGCCAUCAAUACAGUUACCACAGAUACAGGUACCAAAGAGCCAGGUACACAUGAAACAACAGCCAUCAAUACAGUUACCACAGAUACAGGUACCAAAGAGCCAGGUACACAUGAAACAACAGCCAUCAAUACAGCUACCACAGAUACAGGUACCAAAGAGCCAGGUACACAUGAAACAACAGCCAUCAAUACAGCUACCACAGAUACAGGUACCAAAGAGCCAGGAACACAUGAAACAACAGCCAUCAAUACAGCUACCACAGAUACAGGUACCAAAGAGCCAGGUACACAUGAAACAACAGCCAUCAAUACAGCUACCACAGAUACAGUUACCAAAGAGCCAGGUACACAUGAAACAACAGCCAUCAAUACAGGUACCAAAGAGCCAGGUACCAAAGAGCCAGGUACACAUGAAACAACAGCCAUCAAUACAGCUACCACAGAUACAGGUACCAAAGAGCCAGGUACACAUGAAACAACAGCCAUCAAUACAGCUACCACAGAUACAGGUACCAAAGAGCCAGGUACACAUGAAACAACAGCCAUCAAUACAGCUACCACAGAUACAGGUACCAAAGAGCCAGGUACACAUGAAACAACAGCCAUCAAUACAGCUACCACAGAUACAGGUACCAAAGAGCCAGAUACACAUGAAACAACAGCCAUCAAUACAGCUACCACAGAUACAGGUACCAAAGAGCCAGGUACACAUGAAACAACAGCCAUCAAUACAGCUACCACAGAUACAGGUACCAAAGAGCCAGGUACACAUGAAACAACAGCCAUCAAUACAGCUACCACAGAUACAGGUACCAAAGAGCCAGGUACACAUGAAACAACAGCCAUCAAUACAGCUACCACAGAUACAGGUACCAAAGAGCCAGGUACACAUGAAACAACAGCCAUCAAUACAGUUACCACAGAUACAGGUACCAAAGAGCCAGGUACACAUGAAACAACAGCCAUCAAUACAGCUACCACAGAUACAGGUACCAAAGAGCCAGGUACACAUGAAACAACAGCCAUCAAUACAGCUACCACAGAUACAGGUACCAAAGAGCCAGGUACACAUGAAACAACAGCCAUCAAUACAGCUACCACAGAUACAGGUACCAAAGAGCCAGGUACACAUGAAACAACAGCCAUCAAUACAGCCACCACAGAUACAGGUACCAAAGAGCCAGGUACACAUGAAACAACAGCCAUCAAUACAGCUACCACAGAUACAGGUACCAAAGAGCCAGGUACACAUGAAACAACAGCCAUCAAUACAGCUACCACAGAUACAGUUACCAAAGAGCCAGGUACACAUGAAACAACAGCCAUCAAUACAGCUACCACAGAUACAGGUACCAAAGAGCCAGGUACACAUGAAACAACAGCCAUCAAUACAGCUACCACAGAUACAGGUACCAAAGAGCCAGGUACACAUGAAACAACAGCCAUCAAUACAGCUACCACAGAUACAGGUACCAAAGAGCCAGGUACACAUGAAACAACAGCCAUCAAUACAGCUACCACAGAUACAGGUACCAAAGAGCCAGGUACACAUGAAACAACAGCCAUCAAUACAGGUACCACAGAUACAGGUACCAAAGAGCCAGGUACACAUGAAACAACAGCCAUCAAUACAGCUACCACAGAUACAGGUACCAAAGACAGUGAGACCACAGGUACAGGGAUCACAAAGUCCACCAUCCCACCAACUGGUCAGACCUCUCUCCCGGUAACUGAGGGUAGUACCCUGUCUUCAACACCCCUCGCCGCUACUACAAGGGGCCCUGAGACCUCUCUCCCAGUGACCGAUGGCUCCACGUCCUCAUCCCCCACCGCUACCAUUACAGGGAGCCCUCAUACAGACAAAACCACUGGAACAGAGGGGACUACCGAUUCUACAACCACAGCUGGCACUCCAGCUUCGCCCCCCACCUCCAGCUCUUCCUCCAGCCCACCCUCUCCAGGCUCUACCCAAACCCCAGGCAGCAGCACUGCUGCCCCCGUAGACACCUCCACCACCACCCCUUCCCCCUCUCCCACCAUCACACCUACAGGAGAAACCCAUGGGCAACCAACGAGCAAAACUAGUGAGAGCCCUCUUCCUCCUUUCCACACCUCGACCUCCCCUACCGGUGGAAGCACCACCCAGCCAGAGUCAGCCGUCACUGCUGCCCCCUCCCUGCCUCCACCCAUCUCCAUAGUGUGUCCCUCCACUCCCUGUCCGUUUGAUAGCAUCUGUCUCAACGGCACCUGCCAGUGUGUGUCUGGGACCUUCCUCUUAGAGGGCCGCUGUGUACAAGCCCGAGUGUUCUCUGGAGACCUGCAUCUCAACCAGACAUUUCAGGCUGAAAUGAGCAACCGGUCAUCAGAGAUAUUUCAGCGAACAGCAGCCAGGAUCUCAGAGGCACUGAGAAGAGCCUUGGAAAACGAGUCUGGGUACAGCCAGACUGAUGUCGUGCUGCUGAGGCAAGGCAGUGUGAUAGCGACCGUGAACAACGUGUUUACACUAGGCUCCAGUGCCACCCAGACUUCGACCAAUGGCGCUAUAGAGAGAGCCAUACAUGCCUGUGUGUCGACCUGUGGGACCAUACUGGAAAGAGCUGCAUUUACCGCCACUGACCUAUGUGAUCAGACCCCCCAACCGUGUGAUGUCCGCUCUACUACGUGCAAGUACAAAGAAGAUGGAGUGACCAGAUGCUCCUGUAAGGCUGGCUACAUCAACAGCUUCUACUCAAACCGAAGCUGCACAGCCUGUCCCAGUGGUCAACGGUCAGAGGGAGACACAUGUGUGCCAUGCACGUUUGGCUACGCUGGAUUCAACUGCGCUGACUCGGCUCUGUUGGCAGUGGUGGUCAUCGCCUGUGUACUGGGGGGAGUCCUCCUCAUCAUGCUGCUGGCCCUGCUUGCAUACUGCUGCUGGUACCGGUCGCAGUCGGUGAAGAAGCCUUCAGCAGAGUUCAGCAGCCCGUACCCUGUGGAGGACUUCCAGGGCCCCUGGUCCACCACCCAGGGCAUCACCCGAAUCCCCCGGGCCAGCACCAACUGGGACUCAGCCCCCAUGGAGAUGACCGAGGGGGGCAGCACACACACCCUGUUUGACAUGAAGCCCCAAACCAACGGAGCGGGAUUCCACAUCCUGCCUAAACGGGGAAAGAAGACCGGGUCGUAUGACCUGACCUCAGACAGCAUGAACACGUUCAAGGGGAAGAACCAGUCUCGCUACUCCUACCUGAUGCAGGGCCACGAGAACCCUUACUUCAAACCUGCAGAUGAGAGGAGACCCGUAUGAGAACCACAGUGACGUCUGGAGACAAGGGCCCGUUACUCACAAGUGUCUCCGAGCAGAAAUGCUGACCUUUUUGCCUUCUUAAAUUAUAAUGACUAAAAAGGGGAGACCUGAUCCUAGAUCAGCACUUCAGAGAUGCUUUGUGAAUAUUUGCCGUUGAGAGGAGAGAAGGACGGGUUAGACUGAGAGAGGAGGGAAGGCUACAGGGAAGGUGGGGGCUAUCGCGCAGGAAUGGCUAACGAUCAAAUUGAGAAGUCACUGACUUCUAGUAACUCUGGGUAUAGGUACAUCCUCUCACUGUAUUUGUGUUGAAUUGUGUAAAACGUUUUCUUUUCAUCAGGAUGUUCGGAUAGAUGUCAUGUACUGUCUAGGGCAUCUGGAGUCAUUCAUGGUUUAAUGACACAACUACAAGGGACUUGACAGCAGGCUUUUAAAUAUGUUCUUCUGGAAUCCAUUCUCAAAAUCAGCUUUAUGAUUCAGAACGAUUUGGAGUCCAACGUUCAUUGACUUCACAGGGAUUCACGUCAAUAACUGACCCCACCAAAAAGGAUUUUGCUCACUACAAAUGUCAUGGUUUACUUUUGAAACAUUCCGUUCAUCUGAUCAUAGUCUUUAUCCUGUUCUGCAAUACAAAGAGAGGAUUCUGAACAAGAUUUGGAACAAAAAUAUACACUGCUCAAAAAAAUAAAGGCAACACUAAAAUAACACAUCCUAGAUCUGAAUGAAUGAAACAUUCUUAUUAAAUACUUUUUUCUUUACAUAGUUGAAUGUGCUGACAACAAAAUCACACAAAAAUUAUCAAUGGAAAUCAAAUGUAUCAACCCAUGGAGGUCUGGAUUUGGAGUCACACUCAAAAUUAAAGUGGAAAACCACACUACAGGCUGAUCCAACUUUGAUGUAAUGUCCUUAAAACAAGCCAAAAUGAGGCUCAGUAGUGUGUGUGGCCUCCACGUGCCUGUAUGACCUCCCUACAACACCUGGGCAUGCUCCUGAUGAGGUGGCGGAUGGUCUCCUGAGGGAUCUCCUCCCAGACCUGGACUAAAGCAUCCGCCAACUCCUGGACAGUCUGUGGUGCAACGUGGCGUUGGUGGAUAGAGCGAGACAUGUUGUCCCAGAUGUGCUCAAUUGGAUUCAGGUCUGGGGAACGGGCGGGCCAGUCCAUAGCAUCAAUGCCUUCCUCUUGCAGGAACUGCUGACACACUCCAGCCACAUGAGGUCUAGCAUUGUCUUGCAUUAGAAAGAACCCAGGGCCAACUGCACCAGCAUAUGGUCUCACAAGGGGUCUGAGGAUCUCAUCUCGGUACCUAAUGGCAGUCAGGCUACCUCUGGCGAGCACAUGGAGGGCUGUGCGGCCCCUCAAAGAAAUGCCACCCCACACCAUGACUGACCCACCGCCAAACCGGUCAUGCUGGAGGAUGUUGCAGGCAGCCUCUGUCACGUCUGUCACAUGUGCGUGUGAACCUGCUUUCAUCUGUGAAGAGCACAGGGCGCCAGUGGCGAAUUUGCCAAUCUUGGUGUUCUCUGGCAAAUGCCAAACGUCCUGCACGGUGUUGGGGUGUAAGCACAACCCCCACCUGUGGAUGUCGGGCCCUCAUACCACCCUCAUGGAGUCUGUUUCUGACCGUUUGAGCAGACACAUGCACAUUUGUGGCCUGCUGGAGGUCAUUUUGCAGGGCUCUGGCAGUGCUCCUCCUAAUCCUCCUUGCACAAAGGCGGAGGUAGCGGUCCUGCUGCUGGGUUGUUGCCCUCCUACGGCCUCCUCCACGUCUCCUGAUGUACUGGCCUGUCUCCUGGUAGCGCCUCCAUGCUCUGGACACUACGCUGACAGACACAGCAAACCUUCUUGCCACAGCUCGCAUUGAUGUGCCAUCCUGGAUGAGCUGCACUACCUAAGCCACUUGUGUGGGUUGUAGACUCCGUCUCAUGCUACCACUAGAGUGAAAGCACCGCCAGCAUUCAAAAGUGACCAAAACAUCAGCCAGGAAGCAUAGGAACUGAGAAGUGGUCUGUGGUCACCACCUGCAGAACCACUCCUUUAUUGGGGGUGUCUUGCUAAUUGCCUAUAAUUUCCACCUUUUGUAUAUUCCAUUUGCACAACAGCAUGGGACAUUUAUUGUCAAUCCGUGUUGCUUCCUAAGUGGACAGUUUGAUUUCACAGAAGUGUGAUUGACUUGGAGUGACAUUGUGUUGUUUCAGUGUUCCCUUUAUUUUUUUGACCAGUGUAUAUAAAAUUAUGUUUUAUUUGUGUCCAUUAGGCUGUGUUUAGACUGGCAGCCCAAAUCAUUAUUUUUUCUCUUUUGAAAAAUAUCUGGUGUGAAAAGAUCUGAAGACCAACUAGUUGGGGGGGGGGGAAAGGGUCAGAAUUGGACUGCCUUAAACGCAGCCGUAUUAAAUGAAGAGUGAGCUGAAUAUAGCUUGUCACCGCCAGUAGUUGUCGCCAUUGUUCAGGGUAAAGCGUUUCUUUUUUUUCUUUUUUUACAGUAUCCUGGUACAUUUAGUUACCUUGUAUGUCUAUGUCUUAUUGAAGAGAUUGCUGAUAUAUUUUAUUGAAGAUUGGUCCUUCUGCAUUGUAGUUUCUACGCUCUCACAAUCAACAUAGUAUUUCAAAGUGAUUCGUCUAUUGCUAAUUGCACUAAAUUAUGUAUUUGUGUUUCACUACAUGUGUUUUGUUUGGGUGGGGGGAAUCAUAGACACAUUCUCAGUGAGAGCAAAUUUAUUUUUAUAUUUUUACUUUAGGAUUGAUUGUGUUUUCAUGAGGAGAGAUGUGUGUGUGAAGGAGCUGGAUCCCUAGUUCAGGGGUUUAUACAGUAAAGGGAUAUUUUGUAUUAGUCUGGUCUGGAGCUGAGUAGACCUACUCUACAGUCUAUUAGUCUGGCCUGGAGCUGAGUAGACCUACUCUACCGUCUAUUAGUCUGGCCUGGAGCUGAGUAGACCUACUCUACAGUCUAUUAGUCUGGCCUGGAGCUGAGUAGACCUACGCUACAGUCUAUUAGUCUGGCCUGGAGCUGAGUAGACCUACGCUACAGUCUAUUAGUCUGGUCUGGAGCUGAGUAGACCUACACUACAGUCUAUUAGUCUGGCCUGGAGCUGAGUAGAUCUACUCUAUAGUCUAUUAGUCAGCCUGGGGCUGAGUAGACCUACUCUACAGUCUAUUAGUCUGGCCUGGAGCUGAGUAGACCUACACUACAGUCUAUUAGUCUGGCCUGGAGCUGAGUAGAUCUACUCUACAGUCUAUUAGUCAGCCUGGAGCUGAGUAGACCUACUCUACAGUCUAUUAGUCUGGCCUGGAGCUGAGUAGACCUACUCUACAGUCUAUUAGUCUGGCCUGGAGCUGAGUAGACCUACUCUACAGUCUAUUAGUCAGCCUGGGGCUGAGUAGACCUACUCUACAGUCUAUUAGUCUGGCCUGGAGCUGAGUAGACCUACACUACAGUCUAUUAGUCUGGCCUGGAGCUGAGUAGAUCUACUCUACAGUCUAUUAGUCAGCCUGGAGCUGAGUAGACCUACUCUACAGUCUAUUAGUCUGGCCUGGAGCUGAGUAGACCUACAUCCUCUGCUAUUAGUACCUUCCCCGCUGAAGCUGCCUGCAUCUGCAAACGUGCCUGUUUUGAUUGGUCUUUUUGAAGAAUAGGAAAAUUAUGCAAAAAAAACUCUCGACAAAGCUUGUUCUCAGAUGUGCCAAUUACAAUGUCUAUACACUUCCGCAAAAAUAUGAUGUUAAUGGAAGUCUCAUAUGUCUGUGUGUGUUUGUGAGUAUGUGUCUUGUGCACAAUUUUCUAAAUGUAUGUACAACUUUUGUAAAUGAAACGUCUUACUGCAGAGAAUGAUGUAAGUGCGAUGAAAAUAUAUACAUUCGAACACACAA
Molecule: messenger RNA, 8207 nt
Organism: Salvelinus fontinalis (brook trout)
Lineage: Eukaryota; Metazoa; Chordata; Actinopteri; Salmoniformes; Salmonidae
Product: protein HEG homolog 1-like
Exons: 12
Coding region: 3407-4345 (312 amino acids)
Biological process (GO): cell-cell junction assembly
Source: RefSeq, a predicted model, not a curated record